Molecule: messenger RNA, 300 nt
Organism: Mesocestoides corti
Lineage: Eukaryota; Metazoa; Platyhelminthes; Cestoda; Cyclophyllidea; Mesocestoididae
Source: the annotation of a GenBank genome assembly
AUGGAAGUCAUUGACGGCAAGGCAAAGUUCGUUGUUGAUCGGUGGAUGCUGGACAAAAAUGAGGGGGGAGGUAUUUCGCGUGUGCUUCAGGAUGUGGAAGUGCUCGAAAAGGCUGGGGUCAACAUCAGCGUGAUGACUACCACCCUCUCAGAAGCUGCUAUUAAACAAAUGAAGGAGAGGUUUGUGCUUGUGCUUACGCAAUCACUGGAGCAAUUCCCCCACCCACCUCACUCAUUGCAGAUCGAAGAACUUGGAGCGGUGGCAAUUGCAAAUUCACCGCCGUGGGCAUCAGCUCCGUAA